AUUUUAGAAUAAGUUUUAAAAAUGUAUAAAAUAUUUAAUAGUUCUAUUAUUCGAAAUAAUAAAUCGAUGAAUUCGACAAUGGAGUCUAUAGCAGCAGGGUCGAAGAGCUACACAAUAUCAGAAAAGUCGGUGAAUAUAAAACCACUAUUCAAUAAUUUACCACCAUCAGUAUCCAAAAAACAUCAAAGUACAUUUAGUUAUAAUUGUAAUAAUAAUAAUAGUGUAACAAUGGAUCAAUGUAGAAGAGAUUGUUUAGGACAAAAACCAUUUGCAGACACAGUUUCACCAAAUACAUUAUCAGGAAGUGAUUUUAUAAAUAAUCCACGAUUUCAUAAGGGUUUAGCUACUAGCAUCAAAGAACGACAAAUAUUAGGUAUCCAUGGAUUAUUACCUCCAGCUGUUCGAACACUUGAGGAACAAUUAAAGCAUUGUGAUCUCGAAUUUGAACGUUAUACAGAAGAUAUUAACAAAUAUGUAUAUUUAUAUGGAUUAUUGCAACGAAAUGAACAACUAUUUUUCAGUUUUAUUAUGCGAAACGUAAGAAAAUGUAUGCCAAUUGUGUAUACACCAACCGUCGGUUUAGCUUGUCAAAAAUUCAGUGAAUUAUUCUACAAACCUCGUGGACUUUACAUCUCGAUACACGAUAAAGGGCACAUUUAUGAAGUACUUCGUAAUUGGCCAGAAGCAGACGUACGAGCAAUAGUUGUAACAGAUGGAGAACGUAUUUUAGGAUUAGGUGAUUUGGGUGUAAAUGGUAUGGGUAUUCCUGUUGGUAAAUUAUGUUUGUACACAGCAUUAGCUGGUGUCAAACCACAUCAAUGUUUACCAAUCACAUUAGAUGUAGGAACCAAUACUGAAAGUAUUUUAAAUGAUCCAUUAUAUAUUGGUUUAAAACAAAAGCGGACUCGAGGUCCUGAAUACGAUGAUUUUAUUGAAGAAUUCAUGCAAGCUGUUGUUCAACGAUUUGGACGAACCUGCUUAAUUCAGUUUGAAGACUUUGGAAACUCAAAUGCUUUCCGUCUAUUAGAUAAAUAUCGUGACGAUUAUUGUACAUUCAAUGAUGAUAUUCAAGGGACAGCAUCAGUCGCUGUUGCUGGUUUAAUCGCAUCAUUACGUAUCACAAAGAAUAAAUUAUCAGAUAAUGUUAUCCUAUUCCAAGGAGCUGGUGAAGCUGCUCUUGGUAUUGCUGAACUAUCUGUUAUGUAUAUGGUACAAGAGGGUUUACCAAUGGCAGAAGCAAGAAAACGUAUUUGGUUGGUUGAUUCAAAAGGUUUAAUUGUAAAAGAUCGACCUGAAGGUGGUAUUUCAUCGCAUAAAGCUAAAUUCGCUCACCCACACGCACCAAUUAGAGAUUUAAAAGAUUGUGUACGUGAACUUAAACCAACAGUUCUUAUUGGUGCAUCGGCUAUUGGUGGUGCAUUCACUCCUGAAAUCCUUCAACAAAUGGCUAAAAAUGCGGCCAGACCUAUCAUUUGUGCUUUAAGUAAUCCUACAAGCAAAGCUGAAUGUACAGCUGAAGCUGCUUAUACUAACACAGAUGGUAAAUGUAUAUUUUCAAGUGGUUCGCCAUUCCCUGACGUAACUUACAAAGGUAAAACAUAUCGACCUGGUCAAGGAAACAAUGCAUACAUUUUCCCCGGUAUUGGACUUGGUGUCAUUUGUGCUGGUGUACUGUCAAUUGGCGAAGAUGUAUUUUUGGAAGCUGCACGUACUCUUGCAAGUUUGGUUAAUGAAGAUGAUUUAGCACAAGGAUCUGUAUAUCCACCUUUGGCAGACAUACAAAAAUGUUCCAUCAAAAUUGCUACACAAGUUGCAAAGAACGCUUACAUUAAUGGUACCGCUACUGUACGUCCAGAACCAAAGAACUUCGAAGAAUUUGUUAAAGCACAGAUGUAUAACCCUAAUUACUCAUCUUCGUUACCAGCUCAAUAUUGUUACCCAGAAAAGUAAUUUGAACAGAAUACCUCUUAAUGGCGCGAUGAUUGUCUACAAAGAUAGUACCAAAAGAUAUAUUAUUAAGGAUAAAUUAUUGUUGUUCAACCUUGGGUUUAAUUAAUUAAUA
Chrysoperla carnea is the source of this 2062-nucleotide messenger RNA. Its product is annotated as NADP-dependent malic enzyme-like. Gene Ontology annotation, cellular component: mitochondrion. The coding region runs from base 22 to 1950 and encodes 642 amino acids. The transcript is spliced from 9 exons. NCBI's taxonomy places the organism in Eukaryota, Metazoa, Arthropoda, Insecta, Neuroptera, Chrysopidae. The record is from RefSeq and is a predicted model, not a curated record. Gene Ontology annotation, molecular function: malate dehydrogenase (decarboxylating) (NAD+) activity; NAD binding; malate dehydrogenase (decarboxylating) (NADP+) activity. Gene Ontology annotation, biological process: malate metabolic process; pyruvate metabolic process.